Messenger RNA from Trifolium pratense (red clover), 824 nucleotides. RefSeq names its product miraculin-like. Gene Ontology annotation, molecular function: endopeptidase inhibitor activity. The coding region runs from base 71 to 688 and encodes 205 amino acids. The transcript has a single exon. NCBI's taxonomy places the organism in Eukaryota, Viridiplantae, Streptophyta, Magnoliopsida, Fabales, Fabaceae. The record is from RefSeq and is a predicted model, not a curated record.
AGUACCAUAAGCUCCAUCCAUCGAUCAUAAAUUAAACCAAACUUUCAAAUAAUUAAAGCAUACCAAAACAAUGAAAAUCACAUUGCUAAUAUUUGUCAUUUUUUUUGCCUUCUUAAGCACACAACCACUUCUUGGAGCAGCCGAUGCUUCAAAUGAACAAGUGGUUGACACAUUAGGCAAGAAACUCCGAGCUGAUACUAAUUACUAUAUUCUUCCGGUUAUACCUAUUUCGAGAGGUGGUGCAAGUCUUGGCCUUGCAAGCAUUGGACAAAGAUAUCCUCUUGAUGUUGUUGUCGUUAAUAGAUAUCAAGGCUUGCCACUUUCUUUUACACCUGUUAACCCAAAAAAAGGUGUUAUUCGUGUCUCCACUGAUUUAAACAUCAAGUUCUCAUCUCGUCGUUCUAUUCCAGAUCGUUCCACUGUGUGGAAGCUUGAUCGUUUUGAUUUUUCUAAGCGACAAUGGUUUGUGACUACUGGGGGUGUUGUAGGAAAUCCAGGUCGGGAAACUAUAAAUAAUUGGUUCAAGAUUGAGAAAUAUGGCGAUGCUUAUAAAUUGGUGUUUUGUCCUAGCGUGGUGCAAUCUUUCAAGCAUUUGUGUAAGGAUGUUGGCGUGUUUGUGGAUGAAAAGGGAAAUAAACGUUUGGCUCUAAGUGAUGUUCCCCUCAAAGUUAAAUUUCAACAAGCUUGAUCUAUAAAGCUUCUCUUAAUUGUAUGCAUAAAAAUAUAUAAAUAUAUGUAUUUCCUUUUCAAUAAUGUUUAUUGGGAUCCUCAAAGUAUGUAUGGUUUCCUUGUUACAAAUGAAAUAAAUAAAAUCUAUUAAAGUA